Molecule: messenger RNA, 830 nt
Organism: Acaromyces ingoldii
Lineage: Eukaryota; Fungi; Basidiomycota; Exobasidiomycetes; Exobasidiales; Cryptobasidiaceae
Exons: 2
Coding region: 278-505 (75 amino acids)
Source: RefSeq, a predicted model, not a curated record
GUUCCAAGAUGGGCCCAUCGUCCACGGCCUGCAUGUGCAGUGGUCCUCAACCUGUGGUACACGACCGUGUUCUGGCCUAGCUGUAUCAAACUAAGCAUCGUCGGGGCCAAAUUAAUUAUAUUGAUUCGAUUGGACGGGCGGAUCAACUACCGGGCGGAGGGGUUGGAACCAUGGGUGGCAAGAAAAAGAGAUCAGUGGGGUGGGGGAGGGGAUGACCACGGUACGCAUCGAAUGGAUAAGGCCCGGCUUUCAGAAAAGGUUGCAAUCCAAAAAGGAAAUGCUUCACAAAAGGAUCGGACUGCCCUUUGUCCUGAUAUUAUUUUGCUCACUUUGUAGGCGGCUCACUGGUCCCGCGCCAGUAAAAGCCUCGCUCGCUUCGGGAACACCCAUCCAUGGGUCCUCCAGGCACCGCGCCAGUGUACUUUCCGAUUCCUCUGCUGUCGUCUGCCCUAUCGGAUGGCAGACGGGGGGUCCACUAGCUGCUUUUGCUUAUGCGUAUGCCUAAUAUAGCAAAGAUCAUGAGGAAAACUGAAAGCCUUCUUUUUCCUCGCUCUUUUUCCCGUCCAUUUUUUUUCUUAUUUCUAUUAUUUCUUUUCUCUUCGUCUGGGCAGGCGAGUUGCCCUGCCCAGCCAGCCAGCGCCCCCCCCUCGAAGCAACGCACCCUUCCCUUGUGUGUGACCGGCUGAUCACGCACGCAUCCUUCUCCUCAUCUCCAUCAUCCCCACCCCCCCUAAGCCCCGCUUGUUCAUCAUUGUGGCGGGACCCGAAAUCGGCCCUUGAAAUUCAGUUGGCUCAUCGCGCGGGGGGAAAUAGAACGACGAACGGCGACG